Phymastichus coffea is the source of this 2558-nucleotide messenger RNA. RefSeq names its product general transcription factor IIH subunit 2 (gene Ssl1). Gene Ontology annotation, biological process: DNA-templated transcription; nucleotide-excision repair; regulation of transcription by RNA polymerase II. The record is from RefSeq and is a predicted model, not a curated record. Bases 196 to 1410 code for a protein of 404 amino acids. Gene Ontology annotation, cellular component: transcription factor TFIIH core complex; transcription factor TFIIH holo complex. Gene Ontology annotation, molecular function: zinc ion binding. The transcript is spliced from 8 exons. NCBI's taxonomy places the organism in Eukaryota, Metazoa, Arthropoda, Insecta, Hymenoptera, Eulophidae.
CACACUAAUAUCGUGAUCGCGCUUAGUUUACUGUUAAUUGCAGAGUUGCUCUGCUAACAAUAAUUUAUGUAUUGAUUUGAUACGCCCAACGCUGUGCAAUGAAAUUUUGUGAAUAAUUUUUAGAUACACGGAUUUUCAUUAAAAAGUUUAAAGUAUUCUAGUGUAGGAAAAAGAGAUAACAAAGAAUAGAUAGCCAUGGCAGAUGAAGAAGAAGAAAAGGAAUAUCGGUGGGAGACAGGCUACGAAAAAACAUGGGAAGCAAUCCAGGAAGAUGACCAUGGAAUGUUGGAAGCCUCUGUGGCAGACAUUAUUCAUAAAGCCAAAAGAAAACGGAUGCUAGAAAGAAAAGAAGGUUCACGUUUAGGUAUGAUGCGGCAUCUGUACAUAAUUCUUGACUGUUCUGAAUCAAUGACAAAUCAAGAUUUAAAACCAACACGUUUUCUUUGCACAUUAAAGCUGUUAGAAGGUUUUAUUGAUGAAUUUUUUUAUCAGAAUCCUAUUAGUCAGUUAGGUAUCAUUAUUUCAAGAAAUAAAAGAGCUGAAAAAAUUACGGACCUUACUGGGAACUCUAAAAAGCCUAUAUCGGAUUUAAAAAAUCUGCAACACACAUCUUUCACUGGUGAACCAUCACUUCAGAACUCUGUGGAAUUAGCAUUAAAAACUUUAAAAAUGUUACCAACCCAUGCAAGUAAAGAAAUUUUAUUGAUUAUGGGUUCUUUAACAACUUGUGAUCCAGGAGAUAUUGAAGAGACUAUACAGGCAUUAAAAACAGAAGGAGUUAGGUGUAGCGUUAUUGGUUUAGCCGCAGAAUUAAAUAUUUGUAAAAUACUGGCUGUUAAUACUGGUGGUGAACAUGGAGUUGUUUUAGACGAUAAACAUUUCAAAGAAAAAUUAACAGCACAUAUUGAUCCACCACCAGCUGCAACAAGAUUAGAUGCUGCUCUAGUCAAAAUGGGCUUUCCACAUCAUGCAUUGCAGACAUCUGCAACUGAAGCAUCUGUAGCUGUCUGCAUGUGUCAUGCAGAUAAACCAGAUGACAGUUCGAGAUUUACCAAUCCUGGUUACUUGUGUCCUCAGUGCCUUGCCAAACAUUGUGAAUUACCUGUAGAGUGUAGAUCAUGUGGACUUACCCUUGUGUCUGCACCACAUUUAGCUCGAUCAUAUCAUUAUUUAUUUCCUAUAAAACAUUUUACUGAAGUAACUUAUGAAGGAAAUCCAACAAAUUGUUAUGCUUGCCAAAAGGCAUUUGUUGACAGUGAUAAAAAAGUAUACAUUUGUGAAAAAUGCAACCGGACGUUUUGUGUUGACUGCGAAAUUUUUAUCCAUGAAUCCCUACACACGUGUCCAGGCUGUGCAACUAACUCUGCCAUUAUGUUCAAAGUAAUAAAUAACAGCAAUAAUGCUUCAUAACUAUAGUCUAUUGAACGUACACCUACAAGUAGUUUUUCGUAAAACGUACAAAUGCAAUUUCAUAUUCAUGUGUAAUUGAAAUAGAUUUGAAUUUGGCAGGACCAAAUAUCACAUUUAUUAAAGAUUGACGACUUUUUCACCUCAUUCGAGAUAGUUGUAAGAAGUGUAACCACUGCUAGAAAUGUGAGUAUUAGGGAAAAUGGACAUGUCUACCAAAUGCAAACUAUGUUCAAUCAUGUAGUUAGUCAUAUAUCGAUACAGCUGCUCGUGCUUCUGAAUCAGAGGCAUAUUUUUCGUGCCUAUAUAUUGACAGAAAAAAGUAUUUUCAUUUCAUGUUUACGCAGUUAUUAUGAUAAAGUUGAUUGUGUUAAAUAUGUGAAUCAUUCUCUAAUUCUCUAUCCAUUAAAUAUGUGUCAGAUAAAUGCUUACAAAAGAUUCUUAUUCGUACUCAAGUCGACUUAUUGACGACAACCUACGCAAAAAUAAAAAUUAAAAUGUGAAAAAAAUCAUUCGAAAUCAAGUUCUGAUGAAUCAAAUAGUUCGUGCAACGAACUCGGUUCAUACUUUGAAAACAUUAGCAAUAUUUGUACCGGGUUCCGAAUAAAUUCGAUUACGUUUAUUAAAUAUUGAUCAUAAGAAACAAGAAAUGCCUGUUUUUUAUAAAGCCAAUAUUUUAAAUAAAUUACGUUAUGUAAGUUCUUACACCUUGAAGAAAAGUACAUUUUGAUAUUAGUGCGAGAAGUGUCAAAAAUAAAUAUAUUUUGCAUAUAUUUUCCUUUAUUUCAACAAAAUCUAUUCAAGGAAAUAAACGAGCAGAAUUGAAAAAUUGAAUAUUUUAAUUGUAAAUUUAUAUUUAAAUUUACGCACCUAAAAUUGAGCUAGAAUAUUCUAUUUUCUAUAGCCUUCUUGAUUAUUGAGCCAAGAUAUCUUAAAUUUGAAAUUCUUCAGACAUAAUGGAUUGAAAAUUUUAACAUUUUCAAAAUCCCAACUCUCCCGCUAAUUAAAACCUCAAGUAUAGCUUAUAUUAACAAGCAAAGUAUAAUUAUAUUUGUGAGUAGAACUUGAAAAAAGUUUUAAAUAUUGAUAUUUUUAUUGGCAGGAAUUUAUUAGAGGCUUUUUACGUAAGAACAUAUCCGUCUACGAACAAC